This is a messenger RNA of Hydractinia symbiolongicarpus, 1582 nucleotides long. RefSeq lists its product as uncharacterized. NCBI's taxonomy places the organism in Eukaryota, Metazoa, Cnidaria, Hydrozoa, Anthoathecata, Hydractiniidae. The transcript has 3 exons. Bases 332 to 1417 code for a protein of 361 amino acids. The record is from RefSeq and is a predicted model, not a curated record.
UUUCGCAAAAAAAACAUUCCUAAAAUAUUGAAAUUACGAUUAUACACUUUUUAAUCGUUAAUAGAAUCGAUCUUUAUUGGAUGGAAAUUAAGAUCUUUAAAUGGAGGUCACAUGAGGUUAUUUUGGUCGGAAUGUUUUUUACUAUAUCUGGCUAUAUUUUGUCUUCGUUUACUUCUUUAAGAAAAUUAAUGCGAUGGAAAAAAACUAAGUUCGUCAGUGUUAAAAGUUGUUCUCAUAAAGGCAAAAAAGGAAACAAGCAGGAAAAGGGGGAUUAUUUAUUUGAGGUUAAAAUGAUGUAUUUCAUGUAUAGGAAAAAGAAAUUAUAGCCAAAAUGCUAAAAAACAUACUUCGAGAAGAAAACGAUGAAUUGUUGAAGUCGGAAAUAAAUGGAUUUAAAGAAGAGUUAGAGUCAGCACUUGCUGCAAUAUCAACGCUGAAAAAGUUUGAUUCAGACGCAUCAAUGCGUUCUUCAGUGAAUCAGAUCCCUGCCAAUUUUGGUGCAAACAUUCUUGGUAAAGUAGGUGAUCGAAUACGUAAACGUGCUGGUGAUGACACUAAAAGUGGAGGGAAAGGUGCAUACGGUUUAGCAGUUGCUUUUGCUCAAUUGGCAACAUACCGCGAUAUUGGAUUGACAAAAAUGAUGACAUUACUACUGCAAACAGGAAAAACUGGAAAAGAUCUAGCUGAACAAUAUCAAAAUGUCUUGGAUCAUAACCGAGACACUGUUUAUCAGAGACAUCUAGCGUUUUUUCAUACACCAGCCCUAGCAAUGGCACAAACCAUGGUGUACUAUUAUCCACCAGGACAUGACAAGCAAAGCAACUAUCUAUACUCUUUCAUAAAAGCAAACGGAAUAGACGAACCAAGCACAAUUCCCACAGGUCACUAUGUCAUUAAAUCCAAAUAUUGGCCGGCGUAUUAUCUUCGGCGAAGUUUUUCGUCUGGAUAUAAAACUGAAAUAUCGUAUAGCCCUAUGCCGUUCAAUAAAAAACAAGGAAGAGUUUUGUAUUCCGUGAGUUAUAAUGCAGACACUCCUACAACAGAAGACAGGAUUCGUGUUACUAAAAAAUCAAACGGUUAUUACAGCUUUAAGUUGGACGAUCCGCGAUACACCACGCAUAGUGAUUAUAGGUAUGUAUAUUACAACAGUAAAGACAAAGAUGUUUCGUAUGUCAACAUUGUCACCCGUCCUCCUUCAAAUUAUGGUGAGUUUAUCAUCAUCAAAUACAUGGAGCCGAAAGGCACAGUCAUCACUAUAUCAGAGAAGGAUUCAGUGUCUAAAUUCUGGAAUGGUUUAUCAAACAGGUGGGGUGUUUAUCCAACAGAAUUAGAUGAAUCGAAUAAGAAAUCAAUACCGUUUAUACUGCUGAAAUGUGAAACGACCGCAGGAUCAGAAUGUCCAGAUUGGAAGAGAUAAGCACAGAAGUAUAUUUUUUGCAACUGAAAGGUUGGCACAAUAAGUAUAUUCGUUCUGUAAAAACAAAAUUUACAAAUUUGUAAAAAUCUGAUUAUUGUUGCAAUGAAUUUGAACGGCAUAUCAGUAUUGUAUUUGAAUCGAAUGUUGUUAAUCUAAACCUGGAAA